Messenger RNA from Penicillium canariense, 486 nucleotides. RefSeq names its product hydrophobin family protein. Gene Ontology annotation, molecular function: structural constituent of cell wall. NCBI's taxonomy places the organism in Eukaryota, Fungi, Ascomycota, Eurotiomycetes, Eurotiales, Aspergillaceae. The transcript is spliced from 3 exons. Gene Ontology annotation, cellular component: fungal-type cell wall. The record is from RefSeq and is a predicted model, not a curated record. Bases 1 to 486 code for a protein of 161 amino acids.
AUGCGCUUCUUCGGUGUCCCUCUUUUUGUGCUCGCGACUGGAGUUGCUGCGUUGCCACCAAGCGCUGGCGGUGUAGGUAAUGCCAAUGGUGUUGCGAACAAGGGCAAUGUCGCUAUGCGCUUCCCUGUCCCCGACAGCAUGACGGUGAAGCAGGCGCAGGCCAAGUGUGGCGACCAGGCACAGCUCUCCUGCUGCAAUCAUGCAACCUGGGCGGGCGAUACCACGGAUGUCAACUCUAAAAUUCUGGCUGGCACCCUCAGUAACCUGGUCGGUACCGGCUCUGGGGCUACAGGUCUUGGUCUCUUCGACGAGUGCUCCCAACUGGACGUUCAAGUGCCUAUUCUCGCCGGAAUCUUGGGCAUCCAAGAUCUGAUCAAGAAGAAAUGCCAGCAGAAUAUCGCCUGCUGCCAGAACUCCCCCUCUAGCGCGAAUGGAGAUUUGAUUGGUGCUGGAUUGCCCUGUGUCUCCCUUGGAGCGUUGCUCUAG